This is a messenger RNA of Aspergillus versicolor CBS 583.65, 4449 nucleotides long. RefSeq lists its product as uncharacterized. The coding region runs from base 1 to 4449 and encodes 1482 amino acids. Gene Ontology annotation, molecular function: zinc ion binding; DNA-binding transcription factor activity, RNA polymerase II-specific; hydrolase activity, hydrolyzing O-glycosyl compounds. NCBI's taxonomy places the organism in Eukaryota, Fungi, Ascomycota, Eurotiomycetes, Eurotiales, Aspergillaceae. The transcript is spliced from 13 exons. Gene Ontology annotation, biological process: carbohydrate metabolic process; DNA-templated transcription; regulation of DNA-templated transcription. The record is from RefSeq and is a predicted model, not a curated record.
AUGUCCGGCCCCUCUCCAGAACUCCCUCCUCGGGAGACCCCUCAUAUUCGCCUCAACUCCGGACAGCACGAUGUGUUUUCCGACGAGGACCCUCCUUCUCCCGUCUCUUCUCCUCCGCCCCCUCCACCUCCCGAGCAUGGGCGCCCAUUAACACCAUUGAUACCGCAAGUCAGCGAGUCCCAAUCGACGGGAACCCUACAGACAGUAUAUACAACAUAUCACCACGGUUCGACAGAAUUCUUAAUACCACCACGGCCACACCGUACUAGAGACGAGCUGGCGUCACCCAACCUCUCUGUUCUCUCUUCGCGGCGCACAAGUUGGGACUCAGAAGCCGGCAGCUAUGACACAAGAGGAUACAGCCAAUCUCGAGUGCCGUCGCGCGCGGAAAGUGAUGAGAAUGAUGUGAAUACUCAGACGGUUACUGAGAAGUACAAUAUUACGCCAACAGAUGGGCUGUUGCUUUUCCCGGAAGAUGUUGAGAAAGACGAUUAUUUACACAACCCGGACCCGAGUGACAGGGAACGCGAGUGCGAUAUUUGGAACCGAAGGGGGUUAAUCAAUGUUGGAGGUUUGAUCCUGCUUACUAUAGGGUUCUUGGUGCUGUUUAUUGGAUAUCCCGUGAUCACUGCUGUCAGAGGACUUGAUAAGCAUGAAUCGCACUACCCUGAUACACCCAAGUCAGCACAUACGAUGAUAGCAGAGGAUGGUAAAGAACUCAAGCUUGUGUUCUCGGACGAGUUUAAUACUCCAGGACGUACAUUUUAUGAUGGGGAUGACCCCUACUACCAAGCCGUGGAUCUUUGGUAUGGUGUGACGCAGGAUCUUGAGUGGUAUGAUCCCGACGCCGCAAUCACGAAGGAUGGAAUGCUAGAGCUUAAAUUUGAUAAGUUCCCCAAUCAUGAUCUCAAAUAUCGAUCAGGAAUGGUGCAGAGCUGGAACAAGCUUUGCUUUAGCGGUGGUCGGCUCGAAGCGAGUAUAUCAUUACCCGGAGACGGCGAGGUUUCUGGAUUUUGGCCCGGUUUCUGGGCUAUGGGGAAUCUGGGACGUCCUGGAUACGCUGCGAGUACGGAAGGCAUGUGGCCCUAUAGCUACUAUGAUGGAUGUGACGCGGGAAUCACACCGAACCAAAGUUCCCCGGACGGCCUCAGCUGGCUCCCCGGCAUGCGUUUACCGGCUUGCACUUGCCCAGAUGCAGACCAUCCCAGUCCUGGAAAAUCCCGUAGUGCCCCCGAAAUCGAUGUUAUUGAAGCUAGCGUUGCGCCCUUGGUGGGCAACGAGGCCAAGGUGGUAGGAACCGUGUCGCAGAGUUUGCAGAUGGCCCCUUUUGAUAUUUGGUACAUGCCAGACUAUGACUACGCCGCUGUAUACAAUCAGGACAUCACGGCCAUCAACAAUUACAGAGGAGGAACAUACCAACAAGCCAUGUCCGGAGAGACGAAUCUCAAUAACAAAUGGUAUAAUGGGAAAGAAUACCAGACCUAUGCGUUCGAGUACACACCUGGUGCGACUGGAAAUGUCACUUGGUUCGUCGGCGAGGACAAGACAUGGACGCUUGACGGACGAGCAAUAGGCCCGAAUGCAAACGUCGGCCAGCGAACGAUUCCAAUGGAGCCACUGGCCAUUGUCAUGAACCUGGGAAUGGCAUACAGUUUCGCUCCGGUAGAUGACGGGAUAGAAAAGCUUAUGCCUGGCUACAUGCGCUUCGAUUACAUCCGGAUUUAUCAAGACCCUGAUGACAUUAAUGUCACCUGCGACCCCCCAGGCUAUGAGACCACGGAGUACAUCGCCAACCACCCUCUUGCGUAUCAGAACUUUAACAAGACAACUUGCCGGUCUAGUCCAGAGGGCUGCAGCUCGCUUUGGUUUCUGAUGUUAAUGUUCUUGAUAUUGAUAAUAAUUUCAAUUGACUCGCCCGGCACAUUAUUUACUAAUAGUGACUUUAUUCAGAGUUCAGCUCUCAAAACAUGGAAACAUACCUCUUUCAACCGGUCUUCUCGCUUUCGACUCUUCCACGCCUCCAAAAUGUCGUCUCAGCCCAAAAAGGAACCCAAUGCCCGCUCUAGACGCGCCGCUCGUGCCUGCGCCCGCUGCCACUCCCGCAAGGUCCGUUGCGACGGCUCCAUCACCGGCUUUCCCUGCACAAACUGUCGUCUGGACGGCCGAUCAUGUACUCUGCACUCGGGAAAGAGGGACAAGGAGAAGCAGAUGCUCAAGGCGAUUGCUAGGGAACGCGGCUUGAAUCACUGUCCAACCCCAAAUACCGGCACCAAACUGCAUCCGCAGCAGACAGGCUUGACAUUUGUGAGAUCUCAGACGGCCCUCAGGGUUCCUAUCCAAGAGGUUCUGGAUAUAUUCACGAAACACUAUUUUCUAUACGUCCAUCCGUGUCUCCCAGUGGUUGACGAGGCGGUGUUCUGGAGGAAGUACCGGAGUGUCGAUGCAAGUGCCGGCAAGAUCUCGACUUUGCUUUUCCAGGCGAUGCUUUUUGCUGCUAGUCCGUUUGUCCCUGUCGAAACUGUUAAAGAGUGCGGAUAUGACUCUUUACUCUCUGCGCGAGACGACCUCUAUCGACGAGCCAAGCGCCUCUACGAAACCGGCGUUGAAAAAGACCGUCUGGUCACCUCCCAAGCCUGUCUGCUUUUGGCCUACUACACCACCGACGCCGAGCGCUCCCAUAACUCUCGCUGGCUACGCAUCGCAAUCCGAUACGCCAAAAAAGAACGCGCACAUAUAUACCACCAUCUACCCCAAACCGGUCUGGGGCCAGGGAGGAGGACAUCUGACCUAAAACGCCUCUGGUGGUGCUGCAUAAUUCGAGACAGAAUCAUCUCGCUUGGCAUGCGCCGUCCGAUCCAAAUCACCCCAGACCAGUUCGACUUGCACCAACUAGGGCUGUCGUUUCGCGACCUAGAAGAAGAAUGUUACCAUUCGGAGGUGUAUACGCCCGACACGAAGAUUGCUCUCUGCCGCAUCCUUGCUAGCCUAUGCCACCUUGUUGUCGCAGUUACCGAUCUUAUCAUGCUCGUUUAUCCAACAACGCAGGGCAUGCCGUUUAGCCUAACAGAUCGCCAGAUACAGUUGGAUAGACUCGAAGAGACCAAGUUUGCGCUGCUGGACUGGGAACUUAGCUGGGUGGCGAACCCAGAUGGGAAGGAGUACUACAUUCAUCCGUCGUUGACCCUCUAUACAAAUCUUUGCGCGAUAUACUUCCAAUCCGCUCGCAUCGCACUGUGUAACCGCAUAUGUCUAUUAAUCGGCUACAAUACGUACUUAUCAGACGAAACCGACCUAUGUCGAAUCGAGUCCUGUCGUGCUGAGCUCGCAACCGCAAUCCGCUCUACUGCGGAUAAUGUAAAACAGCUUCUUCUCAACGGUGUCGCUGAUAAAUUGCCUAUAAGCGCAGUAGCAUAUACCCUCCUCCCCCAGAUCCUUCUAAGCAUUCAAACCCAGCUCUCCACCACUCCUGAAGACAAGCAACUCCACGAAGUCAUGCUCGUCUUCUUCACCGAGGCAUUCCGCUUUCUUCGCAGCCAGUACUACAUGAGUCUCAUCCUUGCGGUCUCAUGGAAAGCGCUGGAGCUAUGUCGGCCCGCUUCUCCUGCACCGUUACAAUCGUCGGAUCUUAGCAACGCCAGCAACGGCAGCAGCAGCAGCAGCAGCAACAGUAACGGAAAUCAACUAGUCCUGAAGCCCCCCUUUUUCACAGACCUCACCGCAAAUGAUCUAUACUGCCACCCAAACCUUUUCCAGCUGAAACUCACCGAGUACAUCCGGCUGCUGAGCUACGUCGACGAGUUCAUGUCGUUGCGGAGGGCGCCGGGGUUUGGGGAUCUUAUUUAUCCUUCUCCCGCUGUUCAAUUGCAGUUGCAGAUGCCGACGGAUUCGUACUCACAAUCGUAUCCAAGGUCGUAUUCGCAAAGCUCUUCGUCUACCUCGGCUUCUUCUAUACGACAACGCGCUGCCAUAACCGCCGCCGCCGCUACUACUGAUUCACCACAUGACUCCAGUACAAUCUACUCUGGUGACGGGGAGACAGAGGACUCAACUAGUCCCAGGUGGACAGAGGACUACUUUUGGGUUUAUUUCGGGGAGAAGGAGUUGGAGGGGGAGAGCCCACAAACUACUACUACUUCUACCACAACCACUACGGACCCCACUACUAUUAGCAACGGCAGCAGUAGCAACAGAAGUAGUAGUAACAGUGACAGCAGCAGCAGUACUGCAGGCAGCAAUAUGCCGGGCCACGAAGAAAGAUAUAGCUCCGGACUUGGAGCCACAAGCGGAGGAAGCCCUCACUGUAUCUCAUCAUCCCCGUAUGAUAAAUCCGUUACAGGGUCCGAGCCCGCAAUUUCGGUAAAAAACAAGGGGAAAGAAAAGAGCAGCGAUGGUCCUAGAGCGGAUACACUUCAGAAUAUGUUGGAUUGUUUGCCCUUGCUGGGUGAGUAG